Molecule: messenger RNA, 1146 nt
Organism: Vicia villosa (hairy vetch)
Lineage: Eukaryota; Viridiplantae; Streptophyta; Magnoliopsida; Fabales; Fabaceae
Product: putative F-box protein At3g10790
Exons: 1
Coding region: 1-1146 (381 amino acids)
Molecular function (GO): protein binding
Source: RefSeq, a predicted model, not a curated record
AUGGCUUCAACAAAUGCAAAGGUUAGUAACCAUGUUCCUGAAGAUAUCAUCUUCUCUAUUGUCUCUAAACUGCCAUUAAAAUCUGUUCAUCGUUUUACCUGUGUGCGUAAAUCCUGGACUCUUUUAUUUCAAAACCCUAUUUUCAUGAACAUGUUUGGUAAAAACCCUAAUGAUGAAGCUACUCUCCUUCUAAACCAUUUCGAUAAUAUCGACCGGAAAUGGAAACUGUAUCUUGUCUCUGCUGAUGAGGAAUUUGAAAGCAAAGUGCAACUGAACUGGCCAUUUCCUUUCCGCCAAAACUAUGGUCCUUCUUAUCCUCAUAUUGUAGGUUCUGCUAUCAAUGGCAUUCUUUGUAUAUAUGAUAAACAAAACUCUUCCAUGAUUGUUUUAUGGAAUCCCGUUACGGACGAGUUAACUAGGGUUCCUCCGAGUAGGGCUAGAUUAUUGUAUAAUGAGUAUGAAACUCUUUUUGUUAUUCAUGGAUUUGGUUAUGAUCAUGUUAAUGAUGAUUAUAAAAUCAUUCAGCGUAUUGUUUAUUUCGGACGCUAUUGGCAAUCAGUGCCGUCGGGUCCUUUUUGGGAGUUAUAUAGUUUGAGAAGCAACUCAUGGAAGAAAAUUAAUGUUGACAUGCAAGAGCGUUACCUACUGAGUCAUGGAUUGGGUGUUGAAGUGUAUUUGAAUGGAGUGUGCUAUUGGUGGGGGGAGUCAGAUGAUGAAACAUAUGUUGUGUCGUUUAAUUUGAGCAAUGAGAUGCAUAUUACCACUCUCUUUCCCAUUAAUUUGCAUGAUUUUAUAGUGUUUGAUAGACAUUUGGCUGUGUUAAAUGGGCAUGUUGCUAUGAUUUUGAGUUAUGUAAAGAAAACUUCGCCUUCUUUUAACAUAUCAAUAUCAGUUUUAGGUGAGCCUGGUGUUUCGGAAUCAUGGACUAAACUCUUUGAUGUUAGACCAUUGUCUUGUUUCGAGCAUCCUAUAGGAUCGGGCAAGAAGAAGGGUAAUGUGUUUUUCAGAAAAGACGAUGAUGAACUAGCUUGUCUUGAUUUAUCUACUGGAGUAGUGGAGAACAUUGGUGUUAAAGCAAAAAGAAAUUGUUCUCAAGUGGUUGUUUAUAAGGAAAGCUUUCUUUCUGUUGGAGGAAUGAUUAAUUAG